AUGGCUGCGUCCGCAAAAGAGAGGUUUUCUCUCAUUAAUGAGAACCUCCAGGAGAUUCUCAAUCCUGAGUUGAUUGAGACUAUCCUCGAGAAGGGAGAUGCCCCGCGUAUCUAUUGGGGAACGGCAACCACUGGUCGACCUCAUUCCGGAUAUUUUGUCCCCGCAAUCAAAAUCGCCCAAUUACUCGCAGCCGGCUGUGAGGUGGUCAUUCUGCUUGCCGAUGUUCACGCGUUUUUGGACUCGAUGAAAGCGCCUCUUGAAUUGGUCGAAAACCGUGUCAAAUACUAUGAGAAGGUCAUUAGGGCAAUCCUCGAGGCUGUCGGUGUGUCGACAGAGAAGCUCGAGUUCGUUCUCGGAAGUUCCUACCAACGAAGCUCCGAAUAUGUCAUGGACGUCUACAGACUUGCAGCUUUGACGUCUGAACAUGACGCGAAAAAGGCCGGUGCUGAGAUUGUCAAGCAAUCUGCGAAUGCGCCAUUGAGUGGCCUUUUGUACCCAAUUCUUCAGGUCCUUGACGAAGAGUACCUCAAAGUUGACGCCGAACUCGGUGGAUUGGAUCAAAGAAAACUCUUCGUUGCUGCGACUGAGUGGCUACCCAAGCUCGGAUACCGAAAGCGCGCGCAUCUUGUCACACCUAUGGUAGCAGGUUUGAACGGAGGUAAAAUGAGCUCUAGUAUCGAAGACAGCAAAAUUGACCUCCUCGAUUCUCCCGAGGCCGUAGCCAAAAAGAUUCGCAAAUCCGAAGCCAUUCCCAAAGUCGUCGAAAACAACGGCAUAAUCGCCAUGAUAGAAUACGUCCUACUCCCCGCUGCAGCUCUUGCGGGCAAGAAGGAAUUCCGCGUUGAGCGCCGCGACGAAGAACCGUUGAUCUACACCGAUAUUCAACAAAUCAAAGACGACUACACAAAGGAUAUUUUAACCCCUCAACUCCUAAAACCUGCAGCAGCAGAGGCUCUAAUCCGUCUCAUGGAACCCAUUAACAAAGCCUACGAGGCCUCGCCUGAAUGGCAGGAAAUCAACCUUAAGGCUUACCCACCACCACCAAAAAAGGAGAAGAAGGUCAAGAAUAAAGGUACUCGUUACCCAGGAGCAAACGAGCAGACAGAACUCGCGGAGCGCCCGAAGGAGGAGGCAUAG
This is a messenger RNA of Talaromyces amestolkiae, 1137 nucleotides long. RefSeq lists its product as uncharacterized. The transcript has 5 exons. Gene Ontology annotation, molecular function: tyrosine-tRNA ligase activity; ATP binding. Lineage: Eukaryota; Fungi; Ascomycota; Eurotiomycetes; Eurotiales; Trichocomaceae. Gene Ontology annotation, biological process: tyrosyl-tRNA aminoacylation. The coding region runs from base 1 to 1137 and encodes 378 amino acids. The record is from RefSeq and is a predicted model, not a curated record.